AUGCAGACGCAGAACGCAAUACGGAGACCAACCAUAAUGCGCCACUUCACCCUAUACUCGAUACCACGGCUUGGUACUGCUCGGUACCGUGGCUCUUUGAUUAAUCAGACCCGAUUUCGACUUGAAGUCCUUGUUGGAUCGGAGUCUAGUGGGAUUCAAACCCGACCCACUUGCAGUCGAGAGGAGGACAAUUUUGCUCGUGAAUCUGAAAUCAUCAGCAGACAGGCAAAGAAAAAACCCGUCAUCUUUGGGGAAAAUUCUGGAGAAGGUUUGGGUGGUACGCUCAUGGUCAUGGCUGCCGCUAUCGCCGCCCAUUCUCACUCCUCUCCUGUCUUGCACGUUACUCUGACGACUUCCAAAUCCCCAAAAAUCCUUACUUUAGCUUCUCCGCUCCACCAUGACGCAAGUAGGAACUUCUUCCCCGUUUUUAGAACCCUCCGCUCUUCUCGGUACUCUCGGAAACCGUUCAGAACUGCGUUUAAAGUAGCAGCGACCGACCCAAAGAUAAUAACUGAAAAUGAGGAGAACCAAGCGACGGAGAACAAAUCUAGAAGUUUGACUAAACAAAAUGAUAAUAUGAAGGCCCUUAUUCAGGCUUAUAAGGAAGCUUUUUUUAAUGGUGAUGAAAAGAGUGUCUCUCAAAUUGAAGCAUCAAUUUGCAACCUUGAGAAGGAGAAGAAUGAACUUUCCUUGAAAUCUGCAGGCUUAAAUUCAGAAAUAUUAACUAUAAAGGAUAAGUUUCUUCGUUUAAAUGCUGAUUUUCAAAAUUUAAGAAAGCGCACAGAAAAGGAUCGUCUCACCUUUACAUCUGAUAAUCGAGCAGAAGUUAUUGAGCGCUUAUUGCCCAUUGUUGACAAUUUUGAGAGAGUGAAGCAACAAAUGAAACCAGAAACAGAAAGAGAAAGGAAGAUUGAUACAAGUUAUCAAGGCAUUUACAGGCAGUUUGUUGAGAUCGUGCGAAGCAUGCGUGUUUCUGUAGUGGAGACAGUCGGUAGACCAUUUGAUCCCUCUAUCCAUGAAGCCAUUUCAAGAGAGAAAUCUCAACAAUUCAAAUCUGGCAUUGUUAUGCAAGAACUCCGCCGCGGAUUUCUUCUCAGUGACCGUGUUCUUAGACAUGCCAUUGUCAAGGUUUCAACUGGACCAGGACCAGAAAAAGCCUCUUCAGCUGCUACAAAAUCCAUAGAUCAACCAGAUGCAACUGCAGAAUAUCUUGGAAAAUCAGCAACAUCUACCAAUGGCUAAUUCCAUGCAGGUAUCCCAUCUACUUCCAAGGAUUACCCUUUCUAUCAUGUUCAUUUAUUGGUUCGAUAUCAUUUGAGCUAUCUUUCCAUCACAAGUUCAUAGCCUAUUGAUGAUAAAUAAAACUGAAAUCAGUUCCAAGUAUUGGGGGGCUCCAUAGUAACAGGUAACUUAUAUCAUUUAAGAUUAAGGUUUCGUUUGUGACAGUGUUUUUGCUGCUUUCUAAAAUGAUUUUUUAGUGCAAAAAUUUUGUUAAUUAGAAAUUUUUAUAUUAGAAAGUCAUUUUAGAAAGCAUUAAAAAAAUUAUUCCAAACGAAGCCUAAGUUUAAAAAACUUAUCAUGCCUUGCCCAGUUUUUUUCUUUCAUGUAUUGGAGUCGAAACCGUUUUAUUUGGACUUUGGAUGACUGUAAUCUCUAUUGCAAUUUCUGGGCUGCCAUCACUAUUGAAGUGAUUUUAGUUGGGGCAGUGCUUGUAAUAUUGCAGAAGAGUAAUAUCUUUUUGUCACAUUUAUUUUUUGUUACAUGAUAUAUCAUAUAAAUAUAACUGUAAGAAUGUGAUGAAUUUCAGUGGAUGUAAAGAAUAUUUCACUUA
Messenger RNA from Dendrobium catenatum, 1831 nucleotides. RefSeq names its product protein GrpE. Gene Ontology annotation, cellular component: chloroplast. The transcript is spliced from 4 exons. The coding region runs from base 1 to 1242 and encodes 413 amino acids. Gene Ontology annotation, molecular function: protein-folding chaperone binding; adenyl-nucleotide exchange factor activity; protein homodimerization activity. NCBI's taxonomy places the organism in Eukaryota, Viridiplantae, Streptophyta, Magnoliopsida, Asparagales, Orchidaceae. The record is from RefSeq and is a predicted model, not a curated record. Gene Ontology annotation, biological process: protein folding.